This is a messenger RNA of Podarcis raffonei (Aeolian wall lizard), 3701 nucleotides long. It is a transcript of the gene FLCN, whose product is annotated as folliculin. Lineage: Eukaryota; Metazoa; Chordata; Lepidosauria; Squamata; Lacertidae. Gene Ontology annotation, cellular component: cytosol. Gene Ontology annotation, molecular function: GTPase activator activity. Gene Ontology annotation, biological process: negative regulation of transcription by RNA polymerase II; positive regulation of TORC1 signaling; positive regulation of transforming growth factor beta receptor signaling pathway. The coding region runs from base 171 to 1910 and encodes 579 amino acids. The transcript has 12 exons. The record is from RefSeq and is a predicted model, not a curated record.
CGGGCAGGACCAGAAGUCUGGAUAACUGCGCAUGCGCAUAGAAGGUUGGCGGAAGCAAGGUGUAGAAUGUUGUCCCUAGACCCGCGAUAGAAGCCGACCUCACUCAGGACUAGGAGCUUGGUUUUGCACCUGCGGAGGGAACAAAGGGGGAUUCCUGCCGGGGAGCCGCAAUGAACGCCAUCGUUGUGCUUUGCCACUUUUGUGAGCUGCACGGGCCUCGCACCCUCUUUUGCACGGAGGUCUUGCACUCGCCUCUUCCGCAAGGGGCGGGCAGCGGAGACAGCCCCGGGCAGAGUGAGCAGGCAGAAGAGGAGGAAGGAGGCAUUCAGAUGAGCAGCAGGAUCCGGUCGCACAGCCCGGCGGAAGGUGCCAGCGCAGACUCCAGCAGCCCAGGGCCAAAGAAGUCCGACAUGUGUGAGGGGUGCCGCUCUCUGCCUGCAGGGCACCCGGGCUACGUCAGCCAUGACAAAGAGACCUCCAUCAAAUACGUCAGCCACCAGCACCCAAACCACCCCCAGCUCUUCAGCAUCGUGCGCCAGGCCUGCGUCCGCAGCCUCAGCUGUGAGGUCUGCCCGGGACGCGAAGGCCCCAUCUUCUUUGGCGACGAGCAGCACGGCUUCGUCUUCAGCCACACCUUCUUCAUCAAAGACAGCUUGGCGCGCGGCUUCCAGCGCUGGUAUAGCAUCAUUGCCAUCAUGAUGGACCGCAUCUACCUCAUAAACUCCUGGCCUUUCCUGCUGGGCAAAGUCAGAGGCAUCAUCGACGAGCUUCAGGGCAAAGCGCUCAAGGUCUUUGAAGCUGAGCAGUACGGAUGCCCCCAGCGGGCGCAGCGCAUGAACACAGCCUUUACGCCUUUCCUGCACCAGCGGAACGGAAACGCGGCUCGUUCCCUCACCUCUCUGACGAACGACGAGAACCUGUGGGCCUGUCUCCACACGUCCUUUGCUUGGCUCCUGAAGGCAUGCGGCAGCAGACUGACAGAGAAGCUUCUGGAAGGUGCGCCCACAGAGGAUACCCUUGUUCAGAUGGAGAAAUUGGCUGAUCUUGAGGAAGAAUCAGAAGGCUGGGACAACUCUGAGGAGGAGGAAGGGAAAGCUCCUAGCCAGGGUGACGCUCGGGAAUCCCGAGAGCUUGUCAAAAGCCCCACGGACUCCUCCCUCACCUUGGACUGCAGCAACUGGAACAUGGCGCCCCGGAACCAGGGCUUCCGGUCCCUCCGGCACCUCAGACAGGUUCUGGGGCCUUCCGCUUUCCGCAUGUUGGCGUGGCAUGUGCUCAUGGGGAACCAGGUCAUUUGGAAAGCGCGGGACGCAGACCUUGUCCAGUCCGCCUUCGACGUCCUUCGGACCAUGCUGCCCAUUGGCUGCGUUCGGAUCAUCCCCUACAGCGACAAAUACGAGGAGGCUUAUCGGUGCAACUUUCUGGGCCUCGCUCCCCACGUGCAGAUCCCGCCCCACAUUCUGUCAUCUGAGUUCACUGUCCUUGUGGAAGUCCGCACGGCCACGCGGUCGAGCCUCUACCCUGUCUUGUUUGACGAUGAGCAGCCUCUCAGCAAAUAUGAAUUUGUGGUCACAAGCGGGAGCCCCGUGGCAGCAGACAGAGUUGGUCCCACCAUCUUGAACAAGAUUGAAGCGGCCCUGACAAACCAGAACCUCUCUGUGGAUGUGGUGGACCAAUGUCUUGUCUGCCUUAAGGAGGAGUGGAUGAACAAAGUGAAGGUCCUCUUCAAAUUCACGAAAGUGGACAGCAGGCCGAAAGAAGACACCCAGAAGCUGCUUAGCAUCUUGGGAGCGGCCGAAGAGGACAACGUGAAGCUGCUGAAAUUCUGGAUGACCGGCCUGAGCAAGACCUACAAGUCUCACCUGAUGUCGACGGUCCGCAGCCCGACUUCUUCGGAGUCUCGAAACUAGGAAACUAGAACUCUUUCGGUUCUGCUUGAGGAAACCUUCACUUGAACCUUCAGCCUGGAUGUUCUCCAUGCAGCAGAGCAGCCUGGCUGUUUCAGGAUGCAAGGGGACACAGAAUCUCAUGGCGUAUCCUCCGCAGAUCAGAGCGUGCUUCUGUGUGCUGGUUUGCAAUAGGUUUGGAGCGCCUUCUCCUUCCUCCUGAUGGUGAAGCUUCUUUGGCAAGAAAGCUGUUUCCUCUUGAAAUCUGAGGACUGAGGGGGCUUCUGGACUUCUUCCUCUGUGACACCAGGCUAGAGGGGUGAGGUGUUUUAUUACCUGGUGAGGCUUCAUCGACACCUUUCGUAAUCUGGUGACCACACAUGGCAGCCUGAGAAUCUGAAUUAGUCUAGGGAUGGGUUGAAAUGGUAUCUCAAAUGCCCUGCAGCAUCUAAGCAAAAUUAAGUGGCUACUAUUUGAUGCCCCUCCAAACUCACAGACAGGACUAUUCCUGAGGGGGCGCCUGUCCCGACGUCUGCAUUUAGGAACCAGUUUGCAACCAUCCUGUUCCCCCCCACGUUUGGAAGUUCUUCCUUCAGUAAGCAAGCCUGUAUUGUGGGAAGUGACCUUUGAUUCCCCAAACUCCCCAUCUCAAGAAUCAUCCAAGAAAAGCCGUCCAGCUGGCUGAGACGCUGAAAAAGACAUGUUUGGCUGCUCUAAUUUGAACGAAUUUGUGGAGACCUCUUCUUCUCAGGCAAUGGGAGGACAGGAAGCCCUGUCACCCGCCCUGCGCGGGAAGCUAGGCCGGAGAGAACUGGGAAGGAAGACCACCCUUCCAGGUGAGGUGAUGAUACCCAAUUUGCAUAUUGACCUGCCUAGCGGAGCAAGUGGGGAGGGGACCACCCUAUUCCAGGAUGCCCUCUUCCUUGCAGCAAAACAGAAGCUGACACUUAAAAAUAAAUGAAAUCUUGCACCAAAAGGUCCUGUACUGUAUUCUGGAGGAAGGCAACGUGAACUUGCAUCCCUGUUACCCAGAGUUAUGUUGUUGCCUUGCACUUUUAGCAAGAUCUGACUCUUGCCUACUUACUAAGACUUAUUGCCAGUAGCACAAGGAAAGGAAGCAAAAGAAUUGUUUUGCAAGUGCGUUGCAGCUUUAUAUCCUGCAUGCUUACAUACCCAGAUCCUCUUCCUAAACUACUUCCAUGCGCAAGAGCUCAUGCAUUCAGUUGCAAAAUGGGAGAAUAUUUCAAGGGUGCCAUUAACUCUCUCCUGUUGGUUUCAGUGGGACUUGAAGGAUUAAUUUUGAAUGGAUUGUACCCAAUUGUACCCAGCCUAGGAAGUAGUAGCUUUUGCUGCUGCACAGCCUAUUUCUAGUGAAAUGGAAUUUGCAGAAAUAAUUUCUUUUGAAACGUGUUCAAGAACGUAAACAUUAGUUAGUUUCCCCCCUUCCCUUACCCCAUGAAGUUUUUAUUUCUAAUUGCAUAACUAAGGUGAUGGUGGGCAAACUCCACAACUCUCCUUUGCUGGGAAAGAAAACCUAAACUUAAAAUAUUUAAUGUUUUAUUUUAAAACGGGGAGAAGUGAAAAAAAUAAUAGGUGAGCCUAGGUUUGCGGUGUCUGAUUUUAACAUUUUUUAUCUUGGCGUAUGCGGUUAACAUAUUUAUACUAAUCUACUCUACAGGAAGAUUCCUCUAACAAAACUAGCUAUUAUUUCCAUUUUGGAGAUGUUAGCAGCUCCUUAUUGAUUUUUUGUUAAUUAUUUCAAAGAGUGUGUAAAAAUGCGAACCAAUAAAAAAAAAUGUUGUAUUUUUUCCCCUA